UGUAUUUAAUACAAUUGGUGGUCAUUAUGCAAUUGCAUAUAUGGUUAAGAAAGAUUCUAACAUUCCAAUUAAUUCAACAUACAACCCUGUAGAUCCAGUGAUGUCCCUAUAUGUGAAUAUUAUAAAAGAUAGUUUUAAUCAACAGAUUUUGAUUUUUCAAUCUUAUGAUAAGAUGUUAAACUUUCCUGUUAUACUUAAGUGUCAAGCAGGUUUUACUUCGCAGGAUAUACAAAGUAGCAUUUGCUUUAUAGCUUUAUCAUUUUAUGAUCUGAAAAAUAAGUUUCCUUUUGUAUUUACUAAAUUUAUUAAAUUUUCAACAUCUGGUUCUGUUAUCGAAACGGGCACUGUACAAACUGCCCAAACUGUCUCUACAAAUUCAUCUUUGAGAAUGAAUGGUUUUGGUGCAGUAUUUAUGCCACUAAAAUUUGGUGGCUAUAUUUAUUAUAGCAAUAUGCCUGAAAAACCUAUAUACAUUUGUAAUAUAAUUAAUUCUUGCGAUUCCUUUGAAGUUCCAAAAAAUGCUCAGCUACAAUUUUCUGGUGUUUUUGAUAAUAACACUGUUUGGCUUGUUUUGAGUGUUCCUUAUUCACAAAAUUGGUUUAUUAGCACCAAAGAUGCAAAAGCAUUUACUAAAGAUUAUGGUUUUAAUAAUCCUGCAAUUUUAUCCACUAAACCAGAACAAAAUGCAACAUUGGCAUCUCUUUCCUCUGAAAAUAAUAUGAAUAUCAAAAUUACUUUUUUCACUUCAAUUGUUUUAUCAACUGGAAAUCUUACUAUUUAUCAAGUCAUCAAUGAAUCUAAUUACUUAUUACGUCAAACUUAUCCUGCAUCAAAUUGCACUUUAAGCCAGAAUAAUAUUCAAGUAACAUGUAAAGUUUUGUUAAGUACUUUUAAUAGAAUAGAUAGCAUAUACACCAUUGUUUUAGAUAAUAAUUUUGUUAAAACUUUGAUAUAUAAUGAACCAUUAAAUGGGAUAAAACGUGAUAUUUGGAAUGUUAAGACUCCAGAAUAUUCUACAAAAGCGACUCUAAGAUUAAAUUUGAAUUGGACAUUAUAUCAACAAAUUAAGACUGUGCUAUAUCAACAAAUUAUAUCUAGCAUUCCUAUUAAUAGUGAUAGAUUAUAUAUGACAGGAAGUACUCAAUUAGACUCUUCUUAUACAAAACUUUUAGUUGAAUUUUUAGUUGUAAAAGCAACAGAUCCUUUAAAUAAGCCAAGUAUACAAGAUAUCAUAAAUGAUUUAGAUGAUAUGAUUAAAAAUAAAGACACAAGUGCACUUUCUAGCUAUAAUUAUACAGAGUAUUUUGAUAGUGAUUAUGGAUUUAAGAUUCAAGCUACAAUUAUAGCAAUUUCUUUGCUAAGUGUUAUUUAUUUUUUGGCUAGAAGAAAGAAUCCUAAGGGUAACAAUAUAUUUAUAUUCCAAAUUGUGAUAAUAAUUGUUGACUUUGUUCUUGAUAUUGUGUUUAUUGUUACUAAUGGACAAGAUGUUCCAGAACUUUUCAUUCCAAGUAUUCUAAUUUUGGUCAUAUCUACAUUUCUUAAUCUUUGCUUUACAUUUAUAAUUUUUAUAAAUGAAAUUCAAUCCAACAUUGAAUUUUGUAAUUGGUUUGUGGGAAAUGUAAAAGUUGUAUCAAUUUGUACAUUAUUAUCUUAUCCUGAUAUUGAAGCUUUAAAUCUUUUAACUUCACAAAUUGGUAAUUUCAAAGUUUUUACUGCUCCAUUCUCUGAAAGAGCUAAUAUAUGGAUUUAUUAUGGUACAGUUCUUAAUAUUAUUGUUGAAGAUAUUCCACAAUUUAUUAUUCAA
Messenger RNA from Racocetra persica, 1804 nucleotides. Lineage: Eukaryota; Fungi; Glomeromycota; Glomeromycetes; Diversisporales; Gigasporaceae. The record is from the annotation of a GenBank genome assembly.